Messenger RNA from Caenorhabditis angaria, 4659 nucleotides. NCBI's taxonomy places the organism in Eukaryota, Metazoa, Nematoda, Chromadorea, Rhabditida, Rhabditidae. The record is from the annotation of a GenBank genome assembly.
AUGUCAAAAUUUGCUCAAAAAGUUGGCCGAAUUCCCAAAGUUCUUUAUGAGCACAAGAAAAAAACGGUGUUUUUCUCAUUUUGCGGAUAUUUGGCUGGAGAUUGGGUUUAUAGAUGGAGCAGAAAUCAGACGAUUCGAGCGGAAUAUUCGAAAAUUGCGCGGAUUUUUGGAGAAAAAACGAUUAGUCGUGGGUUUUUUGAGGGAAAUUUGCGAAAAUUCCGAUUUUUUGACCCAAAAAUCGUCAUUUUUCAUCAAAAAUGAGCCUGGAACCAUGAAAAAUUGAAAAAUUUUGUCCUGAAAUUUGAUAAAUCCUGAGUUCUAGAAGAAAUCCAAGAUUUUCGAGGUGAAAUUUGGAUUUUCCACGAAAUUUCCAGUUUUUAGACACCCAACUUGAUAUGGUUUUGAAGAAUUUCAGAAAUUUCAGAUUUCAGGGCUCAAAAUGCUCCAAAUUUUCAGAAAAAUUCAAAUAUAGUAAUGUGAGGUGUCAAAAUCCUCCAAAUUUCAUGAAAAACUUGAAAAUUCACGAGAUUUCAUCCAAAAUUGAUAAAAACAUGAUUUUCGGAAUUCUUUUCGAGCCAAAAUUUGAUGAAUUCAGAGUUCUAGAAAAAAUCCAAGAUUUUCGAGGUGAAAUUCGUGUUUUUCGUGAAAUUUGGGGAUUUUAGACACCCAAUUUGAUAUACUUUUGAGGAUUUUCAGAAAUUUCAGAUUUCAGGGCUCAAAAUGCUCCAAAUUUUCAGAAAAAUUGAAAAAUAGGCUUAUGGGGUGUCAAAAAUCCGGAAAUUCUAUGAAAAACUUGAAAAUUCCCAGGAGGUAGCGAAAUUCUAAUUAAAACAGGUGAAAACAUGAUUUUCGGAUUUUUUAAGGCCAAAAUUUUUCAAAUCUCGAGUUCUAGAAGAAAUCCAAGAUUUUCGAGGUGAAAUUCGUGAUUUUUAUGGGAUUUCCAGUUUUUAGACACCCAACUUGACAUAGUUUUGAAAAUUUUCGGAAAUUUCAGAUUUCAGGGCUCAAAAUGCUCCAAAUUUUCAGAAAAAAAAUUAUGGGGUGUCAAAAAACUCGAAAUUUCAUGAAAAAUCUAAAAAUUCACGAGAUUUCAUCCAAAAUUGAUGAAAACAUGAUUUUCGGAAUUUUUUAGAUCCAAAUUUGAUAAAUUCAGAGUUCUAGAAGAUUUUGAGGAUUCUGGAGAGGAAAUUCGGAUUUUCCAGGAAUUUUGUGGAUUUUAGACACCCAACUUGACAUACUUUUGAAAAUUUUCAGAAAUUUCAGAUUUCAGGGCUCAAAAUGCUCCAAAUUUUCAGAAAUAUCGAAAAAUAGGCUUAUGGGGUGUCAAAAAACCGGAAAUUUUAUGAAAAAUUCGAAUUUGGGCCCAAAAAUCAAUAAUUUUGCAGCCGAAGAUCGUCCUCGUCGAAUUUUCGUUCUAAUAAACACCGACGCAAAUCUUCGAAAUGUCGUCGAUAAUUUCACAAAAAACGCUCUUCCACUUUUUCAUUUGGCUGGAAUUUCAGUGGAUAUUGUGAAAGCGAAAGAUGAAAAACAAAUGGAACAAUUGGCUGGAGCAUUAGAUCAACAAGAAGCUGAUGCGAUUUAUGUUGUGGGAGGAGAUGGAGCGAUUGGGAAAGUUGUUAGUGGGAUUUUUAAAAAUCGGUGAGUUUUUUGGAGCAUUUUGACACCAAACAUGACUAUUUUUGUGAAAUUUGGAGCAUUUUGAGCCCUGAGAUAUGAAAUUUCUGAAAAUUCUCAAAACUAUAGCAAGUUGGGUGUCUAAAAUCUCCAAAUUUCAUGAAAAUCACGAAUUUCCCCGCGAAAAUCCACGUUUUCUUCUAGAACUCAAGAUUUGAAAAAAAAUUUUGGCAAAAAUUCCGAAAAUCAUGUUUUUUCGUGAUUUCUCGUGUAUUUUCGGGGUUUUCAUGAAAUUUCCGGAUUUUUGACACCUCACAUGACUAUAUUUGAAGUUUUCUGAAAAUUUGGAGCAUUUUGAGCCCUGAAAUCUGAAAUUUUCAAAAUUCUCAAAACCAUAUCAAAUUGGGUGUCUAAAAUCCCCAAAUUUCAUGAAAAUCACGAAUUUCCCCAAUUUUUCAGCGAAAAAUCAAUACUUCCUAUUGGUUUCUAUCCGGGAGGUUACGAUAACGCAUUUCUGAAAAGAAUUGCUCCAGAAGUUUUUGCGAAUUCACAAGAUGUUCGAGCUGCUUGUGAAAGUGCAAUGGCUGUGAUUGAAGAGCAAAAAAGGAAUUUAUACGCUUUUGAGGUGGGGAAUCUGGAAUUUUUGGCUGAAAAUUUGAAAAAAUCGCGGAAUUUUGAGCAUUGCUCAUGUUAAAUUUCUCGAAAUUCCUCAAUUUUGACCUAAAAUUAAUCAAAUUUUCUGAUUUUUCGCUCAAAAAUCGCUGAAAAUUCCAAUUUUGCAGGUAAAAAACGCGGAAAAUGAUGAAAUAAUUGAGUACGGUUUAUCGGAUUUGAGUAUGGGAUGGAAUCGACAAAUCGAAGAGGUUCGCAAAAAAAUGUGGUAUUUUGGAGGAUUGAGAAGAAGAUGGGCGUAUAUUUGGGAAAUGUGCAAGGUAAGGGAAAAAUUGGUGAAAAAUGGCGUUUUUUGGGUCCUGAAGCGAAAAAAUUGAGCUACAGUACUCCUAGCCACGAAAUUUUCACUCCAGGACCUAAAAAUUCCCAUUUUUCACGAAUUUUGGGUCCUGAAGCGUAAAAAUUGAGCUACAGUACUCCUAGCCACGAAAUUUUUACUCCAGAACUCAAAAAUUCCCAUUUUUCACGAAUUCUGGGUCUUGAAGCGAAAAAAUUGAGCUACAGUACUCCUAGCCACGAAAUUUUCACUCCAGAACUCAAAAAUUACUCAUUUUCACGAAUUUUGGGUCCUGAAGCGUAAAAAUUGAGCUACAGUACUCCUUUUCACUCCAGGACCUAAAAAUUCCCAUUUUUCACGAAUUUUGGGUCCUGAAGCGAAAAAAUUGAGCUACAGUACUCCUAGUCACGAAAUUUUCACUCCAGGACCUAAAAAUUCCCAUUUUUCACGAAUUUUGGGUCCUGAAGCGAAAAAAUUGAGCUACAGUACUCCUAGCCACGAAAUUUUCACUCCAGAACCUUAAAAUUCCCAUUUUUCACGAAUUUUGGGUCCUGAAGCGUAAAAAUUGAGCUACAGUACUCCUAGCCACGAAAUUUUCACUUCAGGACCUAAAAAUUCGCAUUUUUCACUAAUUUUUGGGUCUCAAAGCGAUCUACAGUAACCCAAUUACAGCGUUCACCGUCUCCAAUUGAACUACAAAUCGAAUAUGAGCAACCAUGCUCGGGCUGCCAAAAAUGUCGCCCAAAACCGAUUAUUUUGGCGCCAACUUGGCGAUGGUGGCACAUUUUGACUGGAACUCCCAAAUAUCGAAAUUCUGAUGGUGGGUUGUGCGGAAAAAAUGCGGAAAAAUGAGCCAUUUUGGGUCCUGAAGCGAUAAUUUUGAGCUACAGUAACCCUAGGGAGGGUUUUGGCGGGAAAAUUGAGAUUUUCAAGGUCCUGAAGCGAAAAUUUGGAUUUUUGGGUCUCGUAGCGAUUAUUUUGAGCUACAGUAACCCUAGGGAGAGUUUCUGCGGGAAAAUGAGCCAUUUUGGGUCUCGCAGCGAUUAUUUUGAGCUACAGUAACCCUGGGGAAGGUUUUGGCCUGAAAAUUAGGAUUUUCAAGGUCCUGAAGCGAAAAAUUGAGAUUUUUGGGUCUCGUAGCGAUUAUUUUGAGCUACAGUAACCCUACAGUAACCCAAUUUCUUCCCUUUUUUCAGCCGAACGUGAUUUCACCGGAAUAAUCAAUGAAAAAUGUGGAGAAUGGCAAAAAAUGGAGGCGAAAGGCAGUGAAAUUCUGAUCGAAAAUCAACAGAAUACGGUAGGUUUUGGCGCGAAAAAUUUGAAUUUGAAAUUUUCGCAGAAACAAACUAUGCACCUUUAAAUUCGGCGCGAAAAAUUCGAAAUUCAAAAAAAAAAUCAGAUCUAGAAAGGCCUAAAAAUAAGCCUAAAUUUAGAAAGGCCUAAAAAUAAGCCUAAAUCUAGAAAGACCUGAAAAUAAGCCUAAAUCUAGAAAGACCUAAAAAUAAGCCUAAAUCUAGAAAGGCCUGAAAUGGGCCUAAAUCUAGAAAGGCCUGAUAAUUAGCCUGAAUCUAGAAAGGCCUAAAAAUAAGCCCAAGUCUAGAAAGGCCUAAAAAUAAGCCUGAAUCUAGAAAGGCCUAAAAAUAAGCCUAAAUCUAGAAAGGCCUGAAAUAUGCCUAAUAUUAAUAUCAUUCUCAACCUAAGCCUGAAAUAGGCCUAUUUCAGGCCCCCUUAGGCCCCUUAGGCCCCCCCAAAAAAUCCCCAAAAUUUUCCAGGAUCACUCAUCUCUCCGUCUCCGCAUUUCCGCCGCGGAUUCCUCGCGUCUCUCCGUAAUCUCUGACGGAUUUUCCGCGCGAAUCGCCGAAAAUCACGUGGGUUCGAGCCGCAACCCGGAUUAUUAUCCAAUCGAUAUUUCCGCCAACUCGGUUCGCUUCAAAAUUGCUCCGGAAAUUUCGGAUUACAUCAGGAAAAUGUGGUUGUCGAGUAUUCCCACUGAUAAAUCGGCCGAAAUUUGUGAGAAAUGGUGGGAAGUUAGAGGAAGUCUCAAGAAGUUGGAAUGUUUUUUACCCAAAAAUGUUAGGUUGCAGGAGUUUUAG